AAAGAAUCUGAGGGCGGAUGGGAGAGGGGAGUGGAAGGACGCGGGCGGGCAGCUGGGAAUGUGGGGGGCAGGUGGAAUUGGGGAGGGCGAAGCCCCCUGUAUUUAGAGCCUGGGCGUAAACUAUCCCGGUGUCUUAACACGUUAGCUCAUCCCAGCUAGCCCACCCUUCGACCUCUUUACAGAGAUACCGAGGCCUAGAGAGGGCCAGAGAUCUGCCCCCAGGACGCGCGGACAGGCACCAUGGCCCGAAGCAGGGUGCUGCUGCUCCUGCUGCUCUUGCCCCCGCAGCUGCAGCUAGGACUGGUGCUUGCGGUGAGAGCCCCGGUGUUUGGCCGAAGUGGUGCCCACAGCCUGAGCCCUGAAGAGAAUGAAUUCGUGGAGGAGGAGCCGGUACUGGUCCUGAGCCCCGAGGAGCCAGGGCGCGGCCCGGCCACCAUCGACUGCCCCCGAGACUGUGCCUGCUCCCAGGAGGGUGUCGUGGACUGUGGUGGCAUCGACCUGCGCGAGUUCCCAGGGGACCUGCCCGAGCACACCAACCACCUGUCUCUGCAGAACAACCAGCUGGAGAAGAUCUACCCCAGGGAGCUCUCCCGGCUGCAUCGGCUGGAGACUCUGAACCUCCAGAACAACCGCCUGACUUCCCGAGGGCUCCCGGAAGAGGCAUUUGAGCAUCUGACCAACCUCAAUUACCUGUACCUGGCCAAUAAUAAGCUGACCUUGGCACCCCGGUUCCUGCCAAAUGCCCUGAUCAGUGUGGACUUCGCUGCCAACUAUCUCACCAAGAUCUAUGGGCUCACCUUUGGCCAGAAGCCAAACUUGAGGUCCGUGUACCUGCACAACAACAAGCUAGCAGACGCCGGGCUGCCGGACAACAUGUUCAAUGGCUCUAGCAACGUUGAGAUCCUCAUCUUGUCCAGCAACUUCCUGCGCCACGUGCCUAAGCACCUGCCACCUGCCCUCUACAAGCUGCACCUCAAGAAUAACAAGCUGGAGAAGAUCCCGCCAGGCGCCUUCAGCGAGCUGAGCAACCUGCGUGAGCUGUACCUGCAGAACAACUACCUGACUGAUGAGGGCCUGGACAAUGAGACCUUCUGGAAGCUCUCCAGCCUGGAGUACCUGGAUCUGUCCAGCAACAACCUGUCGCGGGUCCCAGCGGGGCUACCCCGCAGCCUGGUGCUGCUGCACCUGGAAAAGAACGUCAUUCGGAGCGUGGACGCGGACGUGCUGACCCCCAUCCGCAGCCUCGAGUACCUGCUACUGCACAGCAACCAGCUGCGCGCGCAGGGCAUCCACCCGCGGGCCUUCCAGGGCCUCAAGCGGCUGCACACAGUGCACCUGUACAACAACGCGCUGGAGCGCGUGCCCAGCGGCCUGCCCCGCCGCGUGCGCACCCUCAUGAUCCUGCACAACCAGAUCACGGGCAUCGGCCGCGAUGACUUCGCCACCACCUACUUCCUGGAGGAGCUCAACCUCAGCUACAACCGCAUCACCAGCCCGCAGGUGCACCGCGACGCCUUCCGCAAGCUGCGCCUGCUGCGCUCGCUGGACCUGUCGGGCAACCGGCUGCACACGCUGCCGCCCGGGCUGCCGCGCAACGUGCACGUGCUGAAGAUUAAGCGCAACGAGCUGGUCGCCCUGGCUCGCGGGGCGCUGGCCGGCAUGGCCCAGCUGCGGGAGCUCUACCUCACCGGCAACCGGCUGCGCAGCCGGGCCCUGGGCCCUCGCGCCUGGGCCGACCUGGCUCAUCUGCAGCUGCUAGACAUUGCCGGGAAUCAGCUCACAGACAUCCCCGAGGGGCUCCCCAAGUCGCUCGAGUACCUGUACCUGCAGAACAACAAGAUUAGCACCGUGCCUGCCAAUGCCUUCGACUCCACACCCAACCUCAAAGGGAUCUUUCUCAGGUUUAACAAGCUGGCUGUGGGCUCCGUGGUGGAGAGUGCCUUCCGGAGGCUGAAGCACCUGCAGGUCUUGGACAUAGAAGGCAACUUUGAGUUUGGUGACGUUUCCAAGGACCGGAGCCGGUUGGAGGAGGAAGAGGAGGAGGAGGAGGAAGAGGAGGAAGAGGAAAAGCGAUAGUGACAGAGUGAACGGAUCUGACCAAGCUGAUCUGACGACCAUGGACCGCUGGAGACUUUCUGCAGUACGUGCCUGAGCCCCAGGAGCCCCACUCUGCCAUCCUCACAGACACACUCAGUGCAGCACCUGCCGGGCCCCCCUCCACACACAGGCUGGACCCAGUCUCCCAUCCCUGCCCUUCCUGCAGUGCAUCCAUAACCGAACACGCUUAGACACCACACCACACGCUCACACAGCCAGCUGCACAUUGUCCUCUAAAUGUCCCACUCUCCACCCCAGACCCACCACGAGUCCUGCAGACUCGGGAAGGGUCUGACCAGCCCUGGCACUCACGGGUGCCUGCUCUCUGCCCUGUGGACUCAUAUGUGUACACACACACACACACACACACACAAGUCACAUGCAAACAGCCUCCCUCAGCCUACGCCACCAACAGCUCUUGUCCCAGCCAGAAACGGUCAGAACGGCUUGCUGUCUGCCCACCCAUCUGUCUGUCUGUCCCCUGGAGAAGACACAGAGUUGUCUCUGUACUCUCUGCAGCCAGGUGCCUGAGCCCCCUGGAACUCACAAAAGCUGGCUUUUGUUCCUUUCCCUCC
Molecule: messenger RNA, 2672 nt
Organism: Camelus dromedarius (Arabian camel)
Lineage: Eukaryota; Metazoa; Chordata; Mammalia; Artiodactyla; Camelidae
Gene: PODN
Product: podocan
Exons: 11
Coding region: 241-2076 (611 amino acids)
Molecular function (GO): protein binding
Source: RefSeq, a predicted model, not a curated record